Meleagris gallopavo (turkey) is the source of this 785-nucleotide messenger RNA. Its product is annotated as histone H2A-like. Gene Ontology annotation, cellular component: nucleosome. Gene Ontology annotation, molecular function: structural constituent of chromatin; DNA binding; protein heterodimerization activity. NCBI's taxonomy places the organism in Eukaryota, Metazoa, Chordata, Aves, Galliformes, Phasianidae. The record is from RefSeq and is a predicted model, not a curated record.
AUGGGUAAAUGGGAAAGGGAGGAAUUGUCUUUGAACCCUGAUGGAAGACACGGGGAGUCCACAGAGGAAAUUGGGUGGAGCAGACAGAAAACAACAGCAAGGGCCAGCAAAUACAUCAAGAGCAGGCAGCAAAGGCACAGGAAGAUAAGCCUGCACAGCAUAGAGAGACCGAUGGAAGCAAGAAGCAUGGCUGGAACAGAUGGGGUCUGCACUGCAACUGAGCAGGAGAGGGAGCCUGAGGCGUCAUGCUCUGGGGAGCCCUCCAUGCGUCGGAAAGUGAAGGCCAAAAAGAGUCGCUCCUCCCGGGCUGGGCUGCUCUUCCCUGUGAGCCGAAUAGAGAGGCAGCUGCGCAAAGGCCAGUUUGCUGAGCGCUUUGGAGCCAGUGCUCCUGUCUAUCUGGCUGCUGUGCUGCAGUGGGUGACGCACAAGACCAUGGACAUGGCUGGGAAGAUUUCCAAGAAGAGUAACCAACAGUGCAUCUCUCCAUCCCACUUGCAGAUGUCUUUGAAGAACAGCUCCGUACUCAAGCACCUUCUGGGAAGCGGACCUAAGCACAGUGGCAGGCCUGACCCAAAAAGCCAGCACGUGGCCUCACCCUCCAAAAUGAAGAAGACCAAGAGGAUGAAGAGAAGCCACAGAAGGCAACAGGCUGCACCUGCCCGUGCUGCUGUCACUGCCGAGUAAAAGCAGAAACUCCUGUCUGAUAUUGGCAUGGCAAGGGCUGUCUUGUUUGCCAAAUUACCCGCUAUGGUCUAACAGUUUGAAUAAAAGCCCUUGCACUACCA